Messenger RNA from Marchantia polymorpha subsp. ruderalis, 1472 nucleotides. NCBI's taxonomy places the organism in Eukaryota, Viridiplantae, Streptophyta, Marchantiopsida, Marchantiales, Marchantiaceae. The record is from the annotation of a GenBank genome assembly.
ACAGGGGCACCCCUUCUCCUCUCCCCAGCCACGAUCUUUGCGCAGCUGGAGGCGGAAUGGAUAAUCGUUCUCCUCGCGGGGGUUAGGAUGUUCCUCCGCGAACUGCGCGUGAAACUCUCGUAUUUACGUAGACUGCUCCAAAUUUACCCACGUGUUCCUGGAAAGCUUUGACACGAUCGGUAAACUCUGCAUGCUCGCCGGACGAUGGAGAAGCGAACAACAGACCCAGAAUCAUUGAGCGAGCCUGGGGCUCUACAGAGCGCCAUGACAGCCGGGCCAAGUCAACAGAGGUCUCCUCGGCUCGGUACAUAUAUAUUCGUGGGGCGUCAACACCAAUCAGUCAAGCAAGCUUCCACCGGCGGACAUUUUGUACGCAGCAUAGUUAUAUCAUCCUUACGUUCACAUUCAAAUUCACGUCUAUUACAGUGAAAUACCACUUUUACUCCAAUCGCUCUUGUCGAAUCCAUCAUCGACCCGGGCAGCACUUUUGGAAGUCAACAUGGCAGCCAUCAUGUCGGCGAUGCAAGUUUCCAGUGCCGCUGCAAUUGGAGGUCGGAGUAGCUUCUCACGGAGCACUCGCUCGGGCAGGCACUGCACGGGACUCACGAAUUUCAAGGCCCCUGCCUCGACCAGGAGGAGUCUGAUCCGCGUCGAGGCCAAGGACGGGCUGCAGGAAGCCGUGGACAGGAGCACCAAGGUUGAGAUCACUCGCGACGAUAUUCUCAGAAACCAGGAAGAGAACCAGUCAGAGAAGCAGUCUGUGUUCGGGGCCGUACCGAGCUCUGGAGGCUUUUACCCACGCCCCGAGAUCGAGAGGCGGCCAGAGACCGGUGACAGAUCUCUCGGCAGCAUUUUCGCCUUCGACGGCGCUGCGCCCGAAACUAUCAACGGCCGGAUGGCCAUGAUAGGCUUCGUGUGGGCCCUCCUGGCGGAAAAAGCAACGGGGCUCGGUGUGCUCGAGCAGGUCAUGAAUCCCGGAGCAGCCGGGCUGGUCAAUUUCGUUGCUGUUGUGCAGAUCUUCACAUUCGCGUCCAUCGUGCCGAUUCUGAAAGGAGAGUCCACAGACGCUCGUCGAUGGGGUCCGUUCAGGGCUCAAGCCGAGCGCUGGAAUGGACGUCUCGCUAUGAUCGGAUUUGCUGCUCUGAUCAUUGAUGAGGCCAUCCGUGGGAUGCCAUUCAUUUCCGCUCUCCAUUGAGACGUCUUUACUGUCGGGAGUGAGUAGUUGUAUAGUAGUGGAUGUGAUACGGUAGCGCUUUCAGGAAGAUAUUUCCGCUCAUGAUUCGCACUCCGAAGCAAUCAUGAGCUCCAGAACUUCCAAGCGAGUUCAGUGCUCUUCCUAGCAUUGUGUGAUACUAGAAACUUCGAAACCCUCCUUAGAAUUUGUUUUUGUCUGCUGUACAUUGACGGCCAUGGAGGUAUAUCUCCCGGCAUGUAAACUUUGCGAUUCUGAUAAUGUCAUGAAUCAAAUCUUC